GUGAGUGGAGAGAAGUCGAGGUGUGAGCAUCUACGUCGCUCUGCACUGUGUUCUGUGUACUGUGAACUGUGUGAUAUUGUAGUGAAUGUGUGACAGAUGUAGUUCGUCAGUGAACAUUGACAGUGUGGCAGACUGAGAAUAGUGACGUUUGUUGAGAAUCUACGUGUUAACUUGCCUAGCUGGAACUCGUUUGACCGUAGCCGACCGUGGUAUUUCGCAGUUCCUAGUUUUAUGUCCUCGCCGAUCGCCAAUUGGUUUUUUCAAUCGCACGCCCGGAAACUCGAACGCCAGGAAUUGCUGAUGGUACGCGUCGCAGAAAUAAUCGCCCGCAGAAAAUGACGGGACUGUAGAGAUGGAUUGACCUUUGUACUAUGUUUGUGCCUUUAGUGUUUUGCAGUCAUGAUUAGCGGAUAUUUGGGAUUACACCUACCAUGUCACAUAGAGAUUCGUUCAAGGUGUUGUUUUGGGAGGUGAUUCUGGCUGCCACCCAUGGCCUCGCUGGACAAUUUGUCCUUGCAACCUUCUCUCUCUAAUACCCAGUCUGAUGUGGAGCCAGAGGGGACGUCAGAGUUACCGGCGGCCAGCCAAGCUGUGUUCCUGGAGAAGGUGCGGCAGAGCAACGCGGCGUGCCAGGCUGGAGACUACGCCAAGGCAGUCGCUCUGUACUCCGACGCCCUCCAGUUGGACCCGACCAAUCACAUCCUCUACUCCAACAGGUCUGCCGCCCUUGUCAAGAUGGGGCAGUUCACUCAAGCGCUCCAGGAUGCCACCAGGGCGAGGGAGCUCAACCCAAAGUGGCCAAAGGCAUACUACAGGCAAGGCGUAGCCCUGCAAUGCCUCGGACGCCACGGAGAUGCCCUCGCAGCUUUCAGCUCCGGACUUGCUCAGGAACCAAAGUCAACCCAGCUUCUGGCUGGACUGGUAGAGGCUUCUAUGAAGUCUCCUCUUAGAGCAAGUCUGGAGCCGACAUUUCACCAACUAGAGGUAAUGAAGCUGGAUAAGUCUCCCUUUGUGAUAAUCUCCGUGGUGGGCCAAGAGUUGCUGGGAGCAGGACAGUAUGCUGCGGCCGUCGUGGUGUUGGAGUCAGCGCUGCGGAUAGGAACAUGUAGCCUCAAACUGCGGGGCUCUGUGUUCUCUGCUCUAUCAUCUGCAUAUUGGGCACUCAACAAACUGGAUAAGGCUAUCAGCUACAUGCAGCAGGACCUGACAGUAGCUAAGUCAUUGGGAGACAUCGCUGGGGAGUGUAGAGCUCACGGCAACCUAGGAUCAGCGUACUUCAGUAACGGGAGCUUCAAAGAGGCUCUGACAGCUCACAGAUAUCAACUAGUCCUGGCCAUGAAGUGCAAAGACACCCAAGCAGCAGCCUCCGCACUCACUAGUCUUGGCCACGUGUACACUGCAAUAGGAGACUAUCCCAAUGCUCUAGCCUCCCACAAGCAAUGUGUACAACUGGUGAAACAAAUGGGUGAUAAACUACAAGAAGCUCGGGAGAUUGGCAACGUCGGGGCUGUAUACUUGGCUAUGGGAGAAUUUGAAAGUGCUGUUGACUGUCACACUCAGCAUUUAAGAUUGGCAAGACGUCUUGGAAACCAAGUGGAAGAGGCCAGGGCUUACAGUAACCUAGGAUCUUCACACCACUAUCGCAGAAACUUUGCUCAAGCCAUUGUCUACCAUGAGAAUGUUCUAAGGAUAGCACAAGAGCUAGGGGACCGUGCUGUAGAGGCUCGAGCGUUUGCUGGUCUAGGACAUGCUGCCAGAUGUGCUGGCGACUACAAUCAGGCCAAAAGGUGGCAUGAGAGGCAGCUUGAUAUGGCCCUGAGUUCGCGAGAUCGUGUUGGAGAGGGUAGAGCCUGUUCUAACCUUGGUAUCGUUUACCAACUGUUGGGUGAACACGACGCCGCACUCAAACUACAUCAAGCACAUCUCAGUAUAGCACGACAACUAGGCGAUCGCGCAGGCAUGGGACGAGCUUAUGGCAACAUUGGAAAUGCCUACAGUGCCAUGGGCUAUUACGAACAGGCCAUUAAAUACCACAAGCAAGAAUUGACGAUAUCAAAAGAGGUAAAGGACCGAAGUUCAGAGGCUUCGACACAUGGAAAUCUCGCUGUUGCCUACCAAGCCCUUGGCGCUCAUGAGAUGGCCCUGCUGCACUACCGCGCUCAUCUCAACAUCGCGCGCGAGCUGAAAGACACUGCUGGCGAGGCUUGUGCCCUCCUCAACCUUGGCAACUGUCUCAGCUCAAGGGCAGAGUUUGCACAAGCUGUGCCAUACUAUGAGAACUACCUCAUGUUAUCCCAGGAACUCCAUGAUGUGGAGGGAGAAGCUAAGGCUUGUCAUUUUUUGGGGUAUGCCCAUUAUUGCCUGGGAAACUUCCGGGAGGCAGUACGCUACUACGACCAGGACCUGGCUCUAGCCAAGGACCUGCAGGACAAGAUGAACAUGGGCCGAGCGUACUGCAACUUGGGAUUGGCCCACCUUGCCUUGGGGAACCUAGAGACUGCCCUAGAGUGCCAGAAAUACUUUCUAGCUAUAGCUCACAUGACGAAACACCUACCUGGGAAGUUUAGGGCCCUCGGCAACAUUGGAGAUGUCCUCAUCAAGAUGGGGGAUGUGGAGGAAGCUCUCAAGAUGUACCAGAGGCAACUUUCGUUUGCCAGACAAGGCCGAGACAGAGGUCUGGAGGCUACUGCGUACGGAGCUCUAGGCCUCGGCAACCGCUUGCUCAGAUGUUUCGACAAAGCAUUAGGUUACCACACACAGGAGUUGACUGUGAGGCAAGAAAUGGGAGACCUCAAGGGAGAAUGUCGUGCUCACGGUCACCUAGGAGCUGUCCACAUGUCUCUAGGAAACUACACUAACGCCAUUAAAUGUUACCAAGAACAACUAGAAAGAGCCAAAGAAUUACGUGAGAGCGCUGUAGAAGCCCAGGCCUUUGGAAAUCUGGGGAUUGCUCGGCUCAAUAUGGGCCAUUACGAGGAUGCCAUUGGCUACUUGGAGCAACAACUUGCAACUUUAGAGCAACUAUCCUCUCCUACUGCCCUCAUGGACAAGGGUCGAGCUUUUGGGAAUUUGGGAGAUUGUUACGAUGCACUGGGAGAUUUAGAGGAAGCAGUGAAGUGCCAUGAACAACACUUAGCUAUAGGACUGAAACUGAAAAGCUCACGAGACCUGGAACGAGCUUAUCGGGGUUUGGGUCACUCCCACAAAAGACUGGGGAACUUACAACAGGCACUCGUCUGCUUUGAGAAGAGGCUAGUAGUCGCACAUGAGCUCAACAACCCAGAGGCUAAAGCUAGCGCUUACGGAGAACUUGGACACAUCCACACAACUCUUGGCAACUACGAACAAGCCAUCUCAUGCUUGGAACAUCAGCUCACAAUAGCUCGAGAGCUGAAAGACAAAGUAGCAGAGGCAGAUGCAGCAUGUGGGCUUGGCCAGGUGUACCAGCAGAUGGGAGAGUACUCUACAGCUCUGAGGUAUCAUCAAGCCGACCUGGACAUUGCCGAGGAACUAAACCUUGCAGCCCUGCAGGGUAGAGCUUGUGGUAACCUUGGAAGUGUUCACGAGUCACUCGGCAACCUGGACGAGGCUGUGCGUUACCAAGAGCAACAUCUCUCAGUUGCAGCUCAGACCAACGACAAGCUCGCCAAGACCGUUGCGUUUAGUAGCUUAGGGCGUAUUCACCAUGCAUUGGGCAACACUAGUCAAGCAGUGGCAUACCUGCAGCAAGGUCUGCAGAUUGCUGAGAUGUUGGGGCGCCGGGAGGAAGAGGCGAGGAUCCGCCACCGCCUGGGGCUGGCGCUGUGGGGCAACGGACAACUAGAGCAGGCGCAAGCUCAGCUGGAACAGGCAGCUCACCUGCUAGAGUCCAUCAGACGAGAGACCAGGGGCUCUAGCGAUUACAAACUAUCCCUCUUUGACCUCCAGACCGCAUCCUAUCAGGCGUUACAACAUGUGCUAGUGGGACUUGGAAGAAGGGACGAGGCGUUGUUAGUGGCUGAGAGGGGCCGAACCAGAGCUUUUGUAGACUUGUUGUUGGAACGUCAGGGCUUCGUUGAGCCAAACAGCAACUGCAAUCAACUGCGCUACGAUGCGACACCAACCUCCGUCGACCAACUAGUCGAUAUAGUCAACCGACAACGGGCCUGCGUUCUGUACUACAGUCUGGCUGCUGGCUUCCUUUACUCUUGGUUUAUUGUUCCUGGAAAAGGUAUUGUAAGGUUCCACGAGGUAGCCGUUAGUGAGACUGAUCGUGAGGGAGAGGACAACAGGGGUGGAGAAGAGAUGCUUACGACGAGCGGCUCAUUGGUGGAACAUUACGUACAGAGUGUCAGAGAUUGCUUCGGUGUUCAGUCUCAUUCUGUAUUAUUUAUAGAAAUUUAUAUUAUACCUCAUGGCAAAGGUUGUUCUGGAAGAAGAGAGUUACUCUUGGUUUUGGAGGGUGAUCUUUACUUAGUUCCUUUCCCAGUUUUGAAACCUCCUCCAACAAAUGAAAAUGCAACAACGGAGUACCUGAGUGAGAGGUUUAGUCUGUUAGUUGUUCCUUCUCUUACAUCUCUGCGAGCCAACCAGAAGUCUCGCAGCUCUGCCAACGGGAAAAGCCCUGAGCAAGGUAACAUGACUGCUCUUGUGGUGGGGAACCCUAGACUACCCUCCACAGUGACAGAACAGUGGGGUUGGAGUGACAUCCCCCACGCGGAACAAGAAGCAGCUAUGGUGGCAGAGAUGCUGCAAGCUAAAGCUCUUGUCGGCUCUCAGGCUAGCAAGGAGUCAGUUCUUCGUCAGAUUGGUGAGGCGGAGUGUGUACACUUAGCAACCCACGUCUCCUGGAAACUAUCGGCCAUCGUACUGUCUCCCGGAGAAGUGGUAGACUCCCAGCAUUCCAAGACUCGACCCUUCUUCCAAGGUCAAGGAGAGCACACUGCUGUUGAAGAAGACUGUUCAGAAGCAUCAUCGACUCUGGAGAUGCCCUCAUUAUCAGAGUUCCUACUUACGGCAUCAGAGUUGCUGACCCUGAGACUCAGCGCUAGACUGGUAGUGGUGAGCUGGUCUCACUCGUGCGAUGGCUGGGCCACGGCUGAUGGAGUGGUUGGUCUGUCUCGAGCAUUACUAGCGUCAGGUGCUCAGUGUGUGCUCGUCUCCCUGUGGCCCGUACCUGACACAGCUGCUAAGAUACUGCUGCGAGCAUUCUACUCAGCUCUGCUUCAGGGAUCACGUGUGAGUCGAGCGUUGGGUGAGGCAAUGCAGACUGUUCAACACACCAAACACUUUGCCCAUCCUGCCAACUGGGCUGGCUUCCUGUUGGUUGGGUCCGACGUGAGGUUGUCCAACAAAGUAGCCCUCAUGGGACAAGCUCUCAGUGAACUUCUGAAAACUCCCGACCGCUGCAGAGAUGCUCUGAGAGUCACUUUACACCUGGUUGAAAAGUCAUUGCAAAGAAUACACAGAGGUCAAAAGAAUGCCAUGUAUACCACCCAGAAGAGCAUAGAAAAUAAGGUCGGACAUGUGAAUGGCUGGAAGGAGCUUCUGCAGUCUGUAGGGUUCAGGUUUGAGCCGGCAGCCAACGGAAUACCUUCCUCCGUCUUCUUCCCCCAGAGUGACCCGGAGGAGCGACUGACUCAAUGUAGUGCUAGCCUUCAGGCUCUCUUAGGUUUAACAAGUACAACGUUAGCUGCUUUGUCGAAGCUGAUGAGCAAUAUAGAAGUAGCAGACGACAUUAUUGCUGUUAUCCGCGUUGUCAUUGGUCAAUUCACAAUGAAGAAUGUGGAAACGGAGAGCAUUGAGAUCCCUAUAAGUGUAAAACUGUGGAGGGUUCCAGGAGUUCAUGAGUUGCUGGCUUCAUUAGGAUUUGAUCUGAUGGAGGUUGGGCAGGAUGAAGUGACUUUGAGGACGGGCAAACAAGCAAACAGACGCAGCAUUCAGUUUGUUCUACAAGCUCUACUUGCACUGUUCGAUACACAAGAAGCACCAAAGAGUUUGAGCUUGGCAUCAUCGAGCUCAAUGGAGAGUCUUGCGUCCUUGGAUGAAGAGGCCGAGACAGGUACCCUCCCCCCACCACCUCUACCUCGAGGACCUCUCGUACCAGGGCUGAGGGCGUCGGGGACCCCAGGGGCAUUCACCAGCUAUGUACGGAGGAGAGGUGAACCUGACGGCCGCACAGCCUGCGCUGCAGAGACUAACACUGUCAUUAACAAGGUUGUAAGCAGACCGGGAGGAGGAGGCGAGAGUGACGCAGCUUUCACACCUUCUCCACCCGUCGGCAUCGCAGGAGACCAGAGUCUUACACUGACUUUGGCCCAUCAGACCAGGAUCAGGAGUCUGUACAGUAGUGUGCAGGAUGUUUCCCCUGUGGUCAGUGACGGCAACACUCAGGGUCAUCAACAUCAGCGCAGGCCUGACUCCUCCAGCUCAGCCAGUUCCGCCACAGACUGGGAAGGUAACGGACACGCGACGGUGCUGAGGAGAGCUGCUGCAGUGCCUCAUCCCCUGCCUCCACUACCUCCGCCGUUGGGCCGCAAGCCUCCGCCUCCACCAGGUCUCUAUGAAGAGCCGAGUCACAGCUCCGACUCAGACUUCGGCCACCAGCCAAGUCGCAGCGCUCUGGACAGACUCAGUGUGCGUAGCGGACUACUCAAUCUGUCUGGAGCUGGCUCUCGUAAACCCUUGCUCUCUCUCACCCCUGCUGAAGAAGCAGGUUUAUUCUCCGAGGACCAAGUCACAUCACCCAGAAUGUUAUAUUUUGCCCCUCAACUUGGAGAAGUACAAGGAACUGAGAGGGAAGACCCAGGUCAACCAGGCCCCUCGCAAGCUGGCAUUCAGGACCAGAUCCUAGCAACUCAACUGAGAAGACUCAACAGAGAGGCGACACCAACAAUAUCCGAGGUUUACCACGAACGCAACAUCGGACUAGGACUUGCCCCUCCACUCUCCAAACUGUUAGACGGGGAGCAUGAUAAUCUGCUUAGUGAAGUCUCUGAAAACAAGGAGAAGAGCAAACCAUGGCUGUCGACGGCAGCUCUGCAGAGAUUCUACUCUGACAGUGGGGAGGUUGACACCAAGCAGAGGAGUUGUUCUCCUUGUAGUGAGCUAAGCAGACGAGACGAGGGGGACGGUCGCUCCAUCGCUGACUCUCAGUGUAGCGCUGGGAGCUACAAACGAGGAUCCACCCUACGACCUCCACGCACCUACGAUCAGGAGUCUAGAGUCCUGGGGUUCAUAGAGGACUCAGGGGAGGAACCUGCUCAGCCUGUACCUAGAGUGAGAGCUCUACAUCCUCCUCCUCCACCCAUCCCUACCUCUCGCACCACCUCCAAGCUCCAUCCCCCUACGGAGUGUUAGUGAUCCUCGAGUUUAGGUCUAUGAAGAUGUUUAGUGCAAAUUGUGAUUAUGGACUCAUAAGUCAGGUUUCUCCAAGCUCCAUCCCCCUACGGAGUGUUAGUGAUCCUCAACUUUAGGUCAAUGAAGAUGUUUAGUGCAAAUUGUGAUUAUGGACUCAUAAGUCAGGUUUCUCCAAGCUCCAUCCCCCUACGGAGUGUUAGUGAUCCUCAACUUUAGGUCAAUGAAGAUGUUUAGUGCAAAUUGUGAUUAUGGACUCAUAAGUCAGGUUUCUCCAAGCUCCAUCAACCAUAUAGUGUUAAUAACUACACUUCAGGCCAAUGAAGAUGUUUAGUGCAAAUUGUGAAGUUUUGGGUGUUCUAAUAAAAGCCCAAUCUGGUUGGCAAUAAUUUAUUUUUCAUACAUGUGAUGUAUAUACACAAAAAAUCAUCACUAAAUUAAACAAAUUGCAUACCUAAACGCCUCGUCUGAAAAUGUAUAAACUAUUUGUUACUGUAAAAAUGUACAAAUCACCACUACAUUAUUUUGGUCAAAAUAAUAAAUUAGUAAUUGAUGGUUCUAUUAAAAAUGCCUCAUCAGAAUUAUAGUAGAAGUUCAUUAAAUUUACAAAAUCAUCCAAUGUUAAGGACCCUAAUACUCACUGAAGGUAAAAUAUUAUACUUUUAACCUUCAAUUAUUGUUUAUUAUGUGCAGUUUUAUUGAUUAUCGCAGCUUUUUUAACUACAAUAUAAUUUUAAUUUUGUUGAUUUGAAUUUAUGGUUAAAGUGGGAGCCCUACCUAAUGGAGACUUGUAAGGUGGUCUUAAGACAUACAAGUGUGUUUAUGUGUAAUAUUUUUGUACCUAGUGCUCUAUCCUUGCACAAAAUCAAAGAUUUAGUGUAGUAGAGUAUUCCAUAGUUUAUUAUAGUAAAAAUUGUAUAUUUUAUACUACGAAAGGAUGUGAAAGGACAAAUAUAUAUAAAUGUAUUCGUGCUAUAUUGUGUAUACAUAUACUUUCAUUACAUCAAAAUAGUGUUAUAAACCCUUAAUGUUUUGAUAUUAUCGAAGGAGCAUUAUCUUUCAUAUUGUAUAGUAACACAAUCAGGCUCGAUAUAGCUUGGUUAUAUAUAUAUUUACAUAUAUGCUUGUUAUAUAGUAUAAAUAUCUAUAUAAUUUGGAUUUUUGUGUAGUAGUUGUAAAUAUCUUUAUUUAUCAUGUAUACCAUUUUUGGUUGGACUUGUAAAUAGCCCCUUACCAAUCCACAGGAAGUCUGAGUGAACCAAUGCAGUAUUACAUAACCAUUUAUGUGAUUGUACAAUAUGGUAAAAAUUACAAAAUCUAUGAAUAUUUAAGUGUAUACGUAGGAAAAUUAAAUAUCAUUGUAUAUUUACAUCUGUAAAAAUAAA
This is a messenger RNA of Macrosteles quadrilineatus (aster leafhopper), 8720 nucleotides long. RefSeq names its product tetratricopeptide repeat protein 28. The record is from RefSeq and is a predicted model, not a curated record. The transcript is spliced from 34 exons. The coding region runs from base 490 to 7338 and encodes 2282 amino acids. Lineage: Eukaryota; Metazoa; Arthropoda; Insecta; Hemiptera; Cicadellidae. Gene Ontology annotation, molecular function: identical protein binding.